AUGGCACCCCGAAAACAACCCAAAACAUGCCAACACACAUCCAUCAUCGUCGACGCCUCAAACUACGGCCGCACGAGGGCAGGGUUCCUCCGCGUACCCGUUGAGAAACGCGUCGCGGCGACGACGAGGUCUGGGAGGGUUUUGCCGGUCGCGGAGGCCGGUACCUCCAACUCCAACUCCAAUCUCGGCCCGGGCCCUGGCCCCGCCCGACCCGGAGCGGCAGCUGACAACACCUCCGCACCACUCCCGCUCGACCCAUCCACUUUUCCCGGCCCGCUUGUCCUCCCCGACGACGACCUCGCGCUGGAACCGCGGUAUCCGCCGCAAAGUUUGAGGGCGUGGGCUGCGGGGGAGUGGAGGAAUAGGAUUACGGCGGGGAGGAAGACGUUGUAUGUUGCUGAUUUCCCGGGGGUGGAUGUGCAAGGGGGUGUUGGGUUUAUGAGGGAGUGGGAGGUUCCUGAGCUUUCUGGGGAGUCGUCAAUAGGUGCUGAGGAGAAGCAGCCGAGAGUCGAGGAUGUUGUUUCGUACUUUGAGGCGUUUUAUCAUCCCCUUCCGGUGAAGGUUCUACCUACUGCGUUUCGGUUCGUCGGGUGGGAUGAUGAGGGCGUUCCUCGCGGGAAGGCAAAGGAGAAGAAGGCCUUUAUGAUUGGCCUCGCAACUGGGUCUUCCGUCGUCGGAAUUCGAUGCCGUCCGUCCCCUGACGGCUUAGCGAAAUACCAACUCAACCUUAACGACCUCCUCGACGCGCUUUCAGGGGUUCUACCGGGCGACGCGUACGCUGCGUGUAUGCUCAUCGUGCAGGAUCUGUAUGAAGACGAAGAUGAUGAUUUCUGUUGCGGGCGGGCGUUUGGGGGGAGUAGGAUUUGUACGGUCAGUUCGUUUCGGUAUCGGCCGGCGAUGGAUGGGGUUAUGGGGGUUGAGAGGGGGCAUGGGUGGCCUGCGAGUCAUUGUGGACGGUUUGUGACGGAGGCGUGUGAGUGGUGGGAGGAGCAGGAGGAGAUGGAGAGGGAGAGGGAAAACGGGAUGGAGGUGGAUGGAAGGGGGAGGAAAGGAAAGGGGAAGGGGAAGAAGGAUGGUGGUGAAGAGGUUCUUGUUGAUUUGAGGAAGAUGAAGGGGACGGCUAUGGGUGCUGCUAUUUCUGCUUCGAGGAAUGUUCUUGUUCCGAGGGAGGUGUCGCGGAAUAAGAAGCUGGCGGAGGAGGACCUGUACGGUAUGUGGCUUUCACGCGUUGCGAGGACGGCGGUUCAUGAGGUUGGUCAUUGUCUUGGGAUGGAUCACUGCGUUUACUACGCUUGCGUCAUGCAGGGUACGGGAGGGUUAGGUGAGGACUCGAGACAGCCGCCGUACUUUUGCCCUGUUUGUGAGGCCAAGUUCAUCUGGGGUUUGGGGGAGAUGGGGAGGGAGAGGAUGGAGGUUAUGAGGGCGUUUUGCGAGAGGUGGAAAGGGGUUGGGAUGUUUGCUGGAUUUGGGGGGUGGUUGGAGGCUCGGUUAGAGAGUGAUUUUGGGGGAGGCGAGGCGGAUGUGUCAACACGUGUCUCGAAGGAAGUACAGGAGGUGGAGGUUAUCGUGAUUGAUUCGGAUUAG
Molecule: messenger RNA, 1584 nt
Organism: Colletotrichum acutatum
Lineage: Eukaryota; Fungi; Ascomycota; Sordariomycetes; Glomerellales; Glomerellaceae
Exons: 2
Coding region: 1-1584 (527 amino acids)
Biological process (GO): proteolysis
Molecular function (GO): metallopeptidase activity
Source: RefSeq, a predicted model, not a curated record